Molecule: messenger RNA, 3920 nt
Organism: Candoia aspera
Lineage: Eukaryota; Metazoa; Chordata; Lepidosauria; Squamata; Candoiidae
Gene: ADAMTS15
Product: ADAM metallopeptidase with thrombospondin type 1 motif 15
Exons: 8
Coding region: 157-3039 (960 amino acids)
Biological process (GO): extracellular matrix organization; proteolysis
Cellular component (GO): extracellular matrix
Molecular function (GO): metalloendopeptidase activity
Source: RefSeq, a predicted model, not a curated record
CAGAGAUGCCUCUUUAAAGGCGAGCGGGCGAAUUGGAGGGCGGGACGGGCGCCGGUCGGGGGCUCCAGAGUUUGCCCGGGAGUCUCCCUCCCGCCGGGCGGAUGUGCAAGUGACCUCGCAGCCCAGGCGCGCAGCCUCCCCCCGGCCCGGCGAGCCAUGCCGCCACUUCUGCGGGGCCCCUUCUGGCUUUGCGUGGCCCUCCUGCCCGCCCUGGGGGCGCCGAUGGAGACGGAGGUCGUGACUCCCAUCCGCCUGGAUCCGGACCUCAACGGGCGGCAGUAUUUCCAGCGGGGGGCCGAGGAUCCCCCCCAGCCAGGGGCCGUCUUCCAAAUCACCGCCUUCCGGGAGGAUUUCUACUUGAACCUGACGCCGGACGCGCAGUUCCUGGCGCCGGCUUUCGCCACGCAGUACCUGGGCGCCCCCCGGCGGGCCGCGCAGGAGGACUUGCGCCGCUGCUUCUACUCCGGCGACGUCAACUCGGACCGGGACUCCUUCGCCGCCCUGAGCCUCUGCGGAGGGCUGACCGGCGCCUUCGGUUACCGCGGGGCCGAGUACCUCAUCAGCCCUUUCCGCAACGAGAGCGGCGGGGCCGGCCGGGCGCUGCGCAACGACCAAGGGGCGCACCUGUUGCAGCGGCGGAGCGCGCCCCGCCACGCCGCGGCCACAUCUCGCUGCGGGGUGGAUUCCGCCUCGAGCCCGGCCCUCGUGCAGGCCUUGGAGAAGUACAGGGGCUCCGCGGCUGGCGGCGGGGGCGGCCAGAACGAGACGGGCCGGCUGCUGCCCGCGCCGGCCAGGAAGAGCAGCCGCGCCAAGCGCUUCGUCUCCCUGCCCAGGUACGUGGAGACGCUGGUGGUGGCCGACGAAUCCAUGGUCAAGUUCCACGGGGAUGACCUUCAGCACUACCUGCUCACCCUGAUGGCCACCGCCGCGCGGCUGUACCGGCACCCCAGCAUCCAGAACCCCAUCAAUCUCGCAGUGGUCAAGUUCGUGGUCAUCGGGCGGGACGAGAAAGGGCCCAAGGUGACGGGCAACGCCGCGCUCACCUUGCGCAACUUCUGCGUCUGGCAGAAGAAGUGGAACAAGGGCAGCGACAAGCACCCGGAAUACUGGGACACGGCCAUCCUGUUUACCAAGCAGGAUUUGUGUGGUGCUACCACCUGUGACACCUUGGGAAUGGCGGAUGUCGGUACCAUGUGUGAUCCCAAACGCAGCUGCUCAGUCAUUGAGGAUGAUGGCCUUCCCUCUGCUUUUACUACAGCUCAUGAGCUAGGACAUGUGUUCAACAUGCCCCAUGACAACGUGAAGGCUUGUGAAGAAGUCUUUGGUAAACUGAAGACCAACCAUAUGAUGUCCCCCACUCUCAUCCAAAUUGACCGUAUCAACCCAUGGUCACCUUGUAGCACUGCCAUCAUCACUGAUUUCCUGGACAGCGGACAUGGUGAUUGCCUCUUGGACCAACCUACCAAGCCAAUCCCCUUGCCUCAAGAUCUUCCUGGCUCCAGCUACAACCUCAACCAGCAGUGUGAGCUGGCCUUUGGCAUCGGCUCCAAGCCUUGCCCAUACAUGCAAUACUGCACCAAACUGUGGUGCACAGGAAAGGCCCGUGGCCACAUCAUGUGCCAGACUCGUCACUUCCCUUGGGCUGAUGGCACCAGCUGUGGAGAAGGGAGGUUCUGCUUGAAGGGUGCCUGUGUGGAGAGGCAUAACAUCAGUAAGUACCAGGUGGAUGGCAGCUGGGGGAAGUGGGCACCUUAUGGGCAAUGCUCUAGGACAUGUGGUGGAGGAGUCCAGCUGGCUAAACGUCAAUGCAACAAUCCCCCUCCAGCCAAUGAAGGGAAGUAUUGUGAAGGGGUUCGAGUUAAAUACCGCUCCUGUGGUUUGGAUCCCUGCUCUGAUUCAGUUCCAGGGAAAAGUUUUCGGGAAGAACAAUGUGAAGCUUUCAAUGGCUAUAACCAUAGCACAAAUCGGCUUACUGCCAUUGUUUCCUGGGUCCCCAAAUAUUCUGGAGUGUCUCCCCGGGAUAAGUGCAAGCUCAUCUGUCGAGCCAAUGGAACUGGCUACUUUUAUGUCUUAGCUCCAAAGGUGGUGGAUGGUACUCCGUGUUCUCCGGAUUCUAGCUCGCUAUGCGUCCAGGGAAAAUGUAUCAAAGCUGGAUGUGAUGGGAAACUUGGUUCCAAAAAGAAAUUUGACAAGUGUGGAGUGUGCGGAGGAGACAAUAAAAGCUGCAAGAAAGUUUCAGGCUUGUUCACCAAACCCAUGCAUGGCUACAACUUUGUGGUGCUCCUCCCAGCUGGUGCUUCCAGCAUUGACAUCCGUCAGAGAGGCUACAAGGGACUGAUUAGCGAUGAUAAUUACCUGGCCCUGAAGAAUGGGCAUGGCAAAUAUCUUCUGAAUGGGCAUUUCAUUGUCUCUGCGGUGGAAAGGGACUUAAUAGUCAAGGGCAGCGUGAUGCGCUACAGUGGAACAGGGACAGCUGUGGAAAGCCUCCAAGCCUUUAUGCCCAUCCAGGAGCCUUUGACAGUGGAAGUGCUGUCUGUUGGGAAGAUGACGCCACCUCGAGUACGUUACUCCUUCUACUUGUCCAAAGAAAGCAAAGAGGAUAAGUCUUCCUACCGUAAAGAUGGGAAGCGUCCUCCAGUCCUCAACAACAGUAUUCUCAGCCUGUCCAACCGCCUGGAUCUGGGUCAGCCGGAUUACAAACGCCCGUCUUACAAAUGGGCCACCACCAGCUGGGAAGACUGUUCAGUCACUUGUGGCAAUGGUCUGCAGAAACGCAUGGUGCUGUGUCGUGACACUCUUGGCCAGCUGGCCUCCUCUUGUGAUGCCACUCAGAGGCCCGUUGACAUCAGGAUAUGUGGAGACCCUUGCCCAACAUGGGAGGCAUCCCCCUGGUCCUCAUGCUCCAAAACUUGUGGCCGGGGGUUUAAAAGGCGCAUACUGAGAUGCACAGGGCGAGGUGGCACCCUGCUGCCCCGUGAACGCUGCAACCUCAGGAAGAAGCCACAGGAGUUGGACUUUUGCACCCUGAGACCUUGCUGACCAGGCUGUCCCGACAUCUGACCAAAGCAUAAUGUGCAGCUUUCUGAUUCUCAGUGAUCAAGUGGCUGAAAGUGUAAAAAUAGCCUCUUGGGGGGAGGGAGAGGGAACCAACUGAGUAGAAGGGGGUCUGGUACAUAGUGCAUUUUGACCAAGAAGAACAUUCUAAAAGGGGAAAAGAAGAGUGUCAAUAAGAAGGGGGCUUGAUAGAGGUUUUGACCAUCCAGUCACUUCAUAGUAACGCAGAAGUAAACAACUACCUCGAAGUUGCCCAAAGCUCUUAAAUGUUAUCCCAGUUCAGCCAUGCAUUCUGUGGCCCUGAAGGAGAAGGCAAGGCCAGAACUGAAAGACAGCACGAUCUGAGAUGGACCAAAGGCAAGGAAGGUGAUUCCUUAGAGCCAUGGCUCCAAUCCCUUCCAAAAUAAAAAGGGCCUAAAACAUAACAGGGACUCUUAGGACACCCUCCCCUCCCACAACUCCCCAGGGUUAUAGUGGACCAUAAGGAAGUACCAUUGAAUCUGGAACAACAAUACUGUAAGACUUCCAUGGGUAGGACAUGGAAAGUGACAUCCCAGCUCUGAUGGAAGUGUGGGUAUCUAGACACAUUUGGUUUUCUUUUUUGUUUUUUAUCAUGGUGUUCAUGUGUCUAUGCAGGGCUAAAAACCAGUCACUGAUUGGUAACUACCAAUCAUUCCUAUUAACAUUUAUGAUCAAUGUCAAUUUUAAUGGUGCUUGACCAAGUUGCCUCUGAAGUGUUCACUUUGCCUAUUUCUCAUGGCUCGUUCGAAGAGACUGUACCAUGCUGUGUGAGGUGGAGCUGCAUCUUAUUCUCCCAUUCCAUAGGACAGGGUUUCUCAACCUCAGCAACUUGAAGCGGUGUGGAC